Klebsormidium nitens is the source of this 3432-nucleotide messenger RNA. NCBI's taxonomy places the organism in Eukaryota, Viridiplantae, Streptophyta, Klebsormidiophyceae, Klebsormidiales, Klebsormidiaceae. The record is from the annotation of a GenBank genome assembly.
CGCUGCGGCUGAGCCUGCAGGGCUUGGAUAUGGCCCAUGGCAAUGCUGCAUCGGGUUGUGAAUGUGGGCUGUGCAGUGUGCACAUUCACUUCAUCUGGACCAGCGUUCAGCCUCCUUAAUUUCCUGAAGGAGGAAGGGGAAGCAGCGGUUGGCCCUGCUUGCGGUCAAUCAAGGAAAUGUGGCCGCCAUUGAUAUCUGCGCAGCCAUGAUUUUGAGUUGGCGCAUUGCAACUGGCCUGGAGCGCUGACUAUUGAAGCCCCUCACAAGGGUUUUGGUCAGGAAUCCCGGUAUUUGUAGGUGAUAGGUACCUUCAGCUGGCUCAGAGCAAGUUAUUACAGCUGAAAACGGUGUGUAAUACAAGGUGGUCUUCAGCACGGUGCUUCUUCUGCGGUAGCCAGAAGGCUGGCCCGGUUGCAAGCUGUGUCCCUGAUGGACGCCAGCACCCACGCUGCGACCGGCGGGAGCACCUUGGGGCAGCUGCCCCAGAGCUUGGAGCAGCUCAGGUUCCUUGCGGGGACUCUCCAGGGUGGGGCCGCCCCGCAGCCCUGGCUCUCGGCAUUGGCACAGAUGGCGGAUGGCCAGGACACGCUGCGCCUCUGCUUCAACCUCGCCCAGGAUGCAGACGCCGACGUCUUCUACCAGAUUGUGUUGCACACCCGCCACCCUCUUGACGUCAACAUGUGCGAUGCCGCCUUCAGCCCCCCCGCUGCUCGCACCGUGCUGGCUGCCCUGCGCCUGGCCGGCCCUCGGUUGCGCGCCGUGUGCCUGCGCGGCACCUGGCUGGGGCGCAGCAGCGUCAAGGCGCUGCUGCAGGACGGCCUGGCGUGCACCAGCCUGGACCUCAGCGCGUGCCGCAACCUGCGCGGCAAACUGGGCCUGGGGCCCAGCUUCGCAGUGCUGACCACCCUCGUGCUGGACGCCAACCCCGGCAUCCAGAACCUCACGCAGGCCUGUUUCCCCGCAUUGCCCCAGCUGACCAGCCUGAGCCUGUGUGCCUCUGGCCUGGCCAACCUGUGGACCACGUGCGCUGCGCUCGCCCCCCUCACCUCCCUGCGCCAGCUCGCCCUUCAAAGGUGUGCCUGCUGUGCCCCCGCCACCACGGCUGCCUGCACUGGCCGCCCCGCCGCUCCCCGCUCUCCGCUUCCGCCUGCCCCUCACCAGCGACCCCUGCCUCUUCAGUGGGCCACAGCCCUGGCGGAUGAGGACAGCUUUGCGGACGACCGCGACUCCCCCGCCUCCCUGCCGCCUCUCUCGGAAGACGACUCCAUCCCCAUGCUGGUGGAGGUGUCGGAGGGCAGCGCUGCGAGCGCGGUGGAGGAGGAGGGCGACGACGGCGAGGUGUACGCCACGCCGCGGCCGUUCCUGUCGCGCCACCUGCUGGACCUCACCGACGCACUGCAGGAGGAAGCGGGGGCCCCCGACGAGCGCUUCUUCACGCCCCUGCUGCGCGCAGAGUCGAGCCUGAGCGGGGACUUCUCUGACAGCGGGGCCAGCAGCCUCACGCUGGGGGCAGCCUGGGAUGACCAGGACGCAGCCACGUGCUCAGCGGAAGCGGGGCCGUCGCGGCAUGGGGGCUGGAAUGACCGGGUCGAGCAGCAGGAGGGCCGGGAGGGCCACGGCGAAGCAAUGGAGCAUGAUGCAGGCCAGGAUCGCAGGGGGCACAUCGGAGGGGAUGACACGAGUGGGGCGCCUGAGCAGGACGCAAUGGCAGAAGCAGGGUUCCCGGGGAGUGUGGCGGAGGAGAGAGGGGAGGGCGGGGCGGCCAGCUACGUGGAGGUGUCGCCCAUCUGCGCGGAGCAGCAGUACCGCACGUUCAUGCUGGUGCACCUGCCAUCGCUGACGGUGCUGGACAACAAGCGCGUUGCCGCCACAGAGCGAGAACAGGCAUCCGCGGCGUACCGGGACCACUUUGCUGGCCCCCCUCCCCAAGACUGCCACUCGGGGCGGGUUCUGGCCGCCAUGCGAGGUCGCGAGGUGGGCUCUGGGGGCCGCGGCCCGUCGUGCCUGGCGUUGCGGCGCACGCUGGGCGGGGCGGUGGCGGCGCGCAGCGUGUGGCCGGCCAUGGGGGCGCUCAGCGGCGUGGUGGCGCCCGUGGCUGAGGCGGGGCGGCGGUACCGGCCGCGGCAGUUUGAGUACAGCCCGCGCGUGGCGGGGCUCAUGGUGCUGGGCACGCUGAGCGGGGAGGUGGUGGUGCUCAACCACGAGACGCAGCAGCUCGUCGGCCGCGUGCACACGGCCGGCGCGCCGCACUCCGUGCUCGGCCUCUCCUGGCUCAACACGCACCCGGCCAAGCUGAUUGCCGGGUGUGACAACGGCGCCAUCCAGAUGAUCGACGUCGACAGGAUGCGCGCCUCCCUGCUGGCCGCAGCCCGCCGGUGUCCGCGCCUCGCGCAGCCGCUUGCCCCUGACUCCGCCCUAGCUCGCCUGGCCACUGGAGGAGGGACCUACGCCACAGAGGCAGCCACCCAGACGUACGCCGCGUUUGAGCAGCUGACGUCGGUGCACGUCAACUGCACGGACCAGGUGUUCCUGGCCAGCGGCUACUCCAGCCACAUCGGCCUCUACGACAUCAACACCGGCAAGCGCGUCCAGACCUUCCAGGACCUGCACCGCGAGCACAUCAACGUGCUCAAGUUCGCGCACCACAGCCCCUCCCUCUUCGUCACCUCCUCCUUUGACAAGGACAUCAAGAUGUGGGACCUGCGCAUGCCGGCGGUGCGGCCGCUGUACACGGUGCGCAGCAGCAAGGGCAACGUCAUGUGCUGCUUCAGCCCCGACGACGCGUUCCUGCUCAGCAGCGCGGUCGACAACGAAGUCCGCCAGCACUGCGCCGCCGACGGCCGGCCGCACCUGACCUUCGACCUGGCGCCUACCGGGUCCACGCACAACUACACGCGCAGCUACUAUAUGAAUGGGCGUGACUACAUCAUCAGUGGCAGCUGCGAGGAGAACGUGGUCCGCCUCUGCUGCGCCAGGACGGGCCGCCGCCUGCGCGAUGUGACGCUCGAGGGGCGGGCCAUGAAGGGGUCGCUGUAUGUGCAGUCGUUGCGGGGGGACCCGUUCCGGGAUUUCCACUUCUCUGUCCUUGCUGCGUACAAUACACCGAAUGCAAGGUCCGAGAUUGUUAAGGUCAAUCUUCUUUCUAAAGGGGAAGCCAAGGCGGGUAGAAUUCACAUGGAGAUUGAUGAUGACGUGGCUUUGGGUGCUUGAUUGUGCAAACGCAAGCAUGUAUUGCCCAGCUUUGGUACCUUCUUGACGAUGAGCCUUGCCACCUUUGCCACAGAACUACUAACAACUAACUUGGAUUGUCUAGAUUCUUGUGUUUUAUGUAAGUAAUUGGAUUUGGAAACUGUACCUGCUUGGAACUUGGUGCAACUUUCGUAAUCCUGGGUGAGGGAAAAAAAUCUCAAUACUCAUCAGGGUAUGCCUUGC